Trypanosoma brucei brucei TREU927 is the source of this 2229-nucleotide messenger RNA. RefSeq lists its product as hypothetical. The record is from RefSeq and is a predicted model, not a curated record. NCBI's taxonomy places the organism in Eukaryota, Euglenozoa, Kinetoplastea, Trypanosomatida, Trypanosomatidae. The transcript has a single exon. Bases 1 to 2229 code for a protein of 742 amino acids.
AUGCGCUGGACCACUCUGUUGUUGGCUGCUCCCAAGAAGAAAUUGCGUGGGACAGUAAUCUCAUGGCAUCCCUUCGAGCGCCGCGGUUCCAUCGUUUGCGCCGAGGAUCAGAAGACGUAUGCAAUUCCUAACGCUCGGGCCUUUGAGACAAUUCUACCGACGCAAAUACAUUCUUUAGUUGGAGCUCACGUCGAGUUUAUGGCAAUCAGUAGCGCGAGGGAAACCGAUAGCGUUAUCACACGCAACCGUGUGGACGAGAUCACUGCGAAAAGCUACAUGCAGCCCACUCCUGUGGACUUUCUUGCCGUCUUCCGCUCAGAUACACGGCAAGAGGAAAAAGAUACACCCAGUUCCCUUCGGGGAGGAAUGAAAGCUACAUUACCCGAACGGCAAGCGGUACCAACGCCAUUGCAACCCGAGUUGUUUGCUGGGAACAUUGUGGUGGACCUUGACAGUCUGUCAUUGCUCCCUGACAGCGACCGCAACUGCAACCGUAACCGUAACAGCGAUGCAGUGGACAUGUGGGAGGCUGAAGAUGGUAUUUUAAUGGGAGGCAUUCCAGCCCCGCUUGGCUUAAAGGACCUCCGAAACACCGUUGUACUGGACAGUGAUACUAAAGAAUUGUUACGCUUACGACGACGAUUUGGGGACGAGAAGAAGGCACGUGAAGAACUGGAGAGGCGGCGGCGGGAGCUGAAGGUUGCCGAGGCCCAAAAGAGGACGGUUUUAGCAACGGAGCAAACGGGAAUUGUGCUCGCGUGGUCCCAACUGUACCGUAGCGGAGUUGUGUUAUGCGAUGUGACCGCGCUCCCCGAUUCUCCAUCCUCCGCCCCUCUUGCAAUGGAGGGACCGGAGGGAAAUGUUUGUAUUAUACGCAAUGUAGAUGCUUUCGACACCGCACUCCCAACGGCUUUGGAUUUGGUGGGACGCAUUGUCACUUUUAAAAAGGUAACGUACACUGCACAUCCAUCAAAAGUGUUCGCCGAGAACAUUACUGUUUCGGGUGAAAUAAACUUUGAGGGGGCGCGUGCUAGCGCGGUUGAGGCUAAGGUGAAGGAGUCCGCCGAAGCGCACCAAGCGAAACGGACAAAGCAAUUCGGUACGCUGUUUGAUGAUGCGGCUGACGAAAGCGAUGAACCUCUUCCGUCUGGUCCGCUCUAUGGUGUGGUCACUCGAUGGAGCGGUGGACAGGGCAUUAUUGAAACGGGAAACAGACGUCUGUAUUACAUCCGUUCUGCUGCUGAUUUUGUGCAGCUUAUCGACCAGAAAAGCAGCUCUAUUCGAGGGGCUGUUGUGUGUUUUAAUGUUGAUCCCAAGGACCGCCGGAACGCCAAGGAGAUCAGCGUUCUUUCUUUGGCGGUGAGAGAUACGACUAGCACAGCUUCUACCUUGGGGAUACGUGACGUGGCGUUUGUGACUGACAGAAGUGUUUCUUGCGGCUCAAGCGGUGUUGAGUGUGCCGCUGUGGUAGCGGCACCUCCGGCUGCUGCAGCUUGGAUUGAAGGAAUGAUAGUCACGUGGUCACCACUGGAGGCGCAAGCUGUUAUUGAGGGGGAUGAUGGUAACCGGUACCUUAUACGUGAUGGGGAAGAGAAUAUUGUUGACUAUAAGUCACGUAGUCUGUUGCUGAGAAAAGGACGGCGCGUGAGGUUUACAUCGGAAGGUGUCACAGGUCGACUUGCGUCCAACGUUACUCUUCUCGAUGAGGAGGCGGAUGAAGCGACUAUAGCUGAGGCAGAAUUGCAUGAGCGCCAGAGUCGUCUUAGUGACGGUCACGGUGAAGAGGCCAUUGCGUCGCCCUUGAGUACGGCCUAUUGGAUAAGUCGUAUGGACAAGGUUGGGUACGACACUGCUGAGGUGAAACGGAUGCAAAACAAGGCCAUCACCUUCGAGGAUGACGACGAUGAGGACGACAAAUUGCUUGAUAGUGAGGACCUCUUCAAGAAGGAUCACUGGUUUAACGACCCACGGAAGAACAUGCGACUACCAAACAGUGAUGUGACAGCGGGUAAUCUCGCUCUCAUUGGUCCAGCGUCAAUGAUGAAUAUUGCAAUGAAGGCGCAUGAUCCUAAGAAGUUGGAAAAGAUGAAGAAUAAGUACUAUAAUCGCCUAACGGAACCAAUGAAGGAAUAUGCGUGGAAGCAAGCGAAGGAGCUCGCACCCAAGUACGAGAAGCGCAUCAAGGACGCUCAAGAGAAGGGUGAAGAGCCCCGGUUUUCCUUCUAUUAA